Suillus paluster is the source of this 2323-nucleotide messenger RNA. RefSeq lists its product as uncharacterized. The transcript has 6 exons. The coding region runs from base 1 to 2178 and encodes 725 amino acids. Lineage: Eukaryota; Fungi; Basidiomycota; Agaricomycetes; Boletales; Suillaceae. The record is from RefSeq and is a predicted model, not a curated record.
AUGCCUCAUCACCUGCACUUGCACCUGCACCUGCACCCCCCCCCACCACCACCACCACCGGCGCCUCCCCCACCGCCAGCUCCUCCAAUGAUGACGAUAGAUACGAUCGAGGAAGAGGAUGAUGAUUUUGGUGCAUCCGAUAAUAUGGACGCCGAUGACCAUAAUGAGGACUCUUGGGAGCAAAUGCAUGAUGCCGGCGCUGGUCACCAGGAUGUGAACGGCUGGGCGUCCAAUGAUCCUCAAAAUAGCAACGGAGGCUGGACGAAUGAUGAACAAUGGGAGACGAGCGCUCCUCCCCAGGAAGAGAUGCCACCACAACCACCGCAGAAGGAUGGUGGCAAGUCGCAGAAAAAGCAGCAGCACCAAUACCAGUACAAUCAACAUCAACACCAACAGCAUCACCAACACCAACAGCACCACCAGCCUCAAAAUAAUGAUGGAUGGGGAGGCGGUGGCGGAGCUUGGGAUAAUGCUGGAGGAACACCAGCACCAGCGAAAAAGCAGGCCCCGAAAGGUAACUGGAGUCAAACCACUCAGCGCGCUAUGAAUGAGCCUGCCUGGAGUAACUGGGGCCACGAAGCUGGUUGGGAACAAGGCGGAGAUACCUCGGAAACCGAGGAAGAAGAAGACGAAGACGAAGAAGAAGAAUGGCCCGAUCCAGGCGAUCAAUGGGGUGCACCGCCGGCGAUGGCGUGGCCUCAGCAGCAGGCUACCCACGCACCACGAGCGUACGCUCAGAAGCCGCCUGCCCAGGCACCACAGAUGCAUGUUCAGCAUCACCCGAGCCAGCCGAGUAGUUGGCAGAUGUGGGGCGAAGAGGCACGGAGAUUACCCAAGAACCAACAACCGUACGCUGUCGCCAAUCCGCCGCCAGGUACUGGCGGCUAUUUCCAGCCGCAAGGCGCAAAUAAACAAUGGUCUCAGCAGCAAGGCGCUAUGGCCGCCGCAUUCCGGCAGCAACAGGAGCAAGCUUACGCUCUAGCUCAGGCACAGAGUCAGCACAAGCAGCUUCAGCUUCAGCAGCAACAACAGCACCAAAAUCAGGUGCAACCGGAUGAAGCUUACCCACUGGCUCAUGUGCAGAGUCAGCUCAGGCAGCAGCAGCAACACCGGAGUCAGCCGCCACAGGAUGACGCUUAUGCUUUAGCUCGUGCGAAUUUACGCAGGCAGCUGCAACACCACCCGAACCCGAACCAACCACAACACGAAGGGAAGAAGAAUAAGAAGGACAAAGAGAACAAGCAGCAUCAUCAGAGCAAGGAGAAGAAACGCCACCAACAGGAACAGCCGGAGCAUGAGAACGAUGUCUGGGGUUUGGGCGAGGGCUGGCAAGAUCUUGAAGACGAUCCUGAGGAAUACGACGAUACGCAUGAUGAAUGGGAUCGACGAGUACAUUUCUCGCCCCCUCGCACUGCUCCUUCCGUCGUUCCAUCUGCGGUGGUGGAAAACUUCACCGUUAAUGCAUUCCCCCCAAAUAAGCUCGGGCUAUCGGCGUUCAACACGGCGUCGAAAACACUUAGAUACGCAUACCACGGAACAGCGACCUCCAUGGAUAGUGGCCCGGCCCGCAACAGCACGCAAGAUUAUGCAGACUUUAUCGAGUCUAAGGGGGCUGCACUGAAACCUGUGGCAAGCGCCUUUUUCGGUCGAAAUUCACGCAUGGCGAAGGACCGUUUCCACUGGAUGUUCUCGCCUGACAAAGACGAGCGCGUCGCUUCUUUGUUGUCAUGGAUCCAGUCGGCAUCGCAUGGACUGGGCUCGUUUGGCUUGCAUAAAUUUUUACAAACACGAGAGCGCGGUGCUCUCAUAGUGAAUGCCGAUUAUCGGCCUUCAAAGUCACCCAAUGAACCAGCUUUUGAUUGGUUAACAUACCCGGAGUUACAAAAGACCAUGGAUCGCACUCUGCAAGAGUCGGUGGCACAUUACGAUCCUUCUGUGCUGGUGGUCGUCUUCGUAUUUCUCCCUUCCAAGUCGGGUAAUAGCCUUGCUAUAUGGCGCCGCAAGAUUGCGGUUCCGAAUGAUGUACGCCUAGCGUAUCAGGCGCAGAUAACCCAGGUUAUAGCUACUCUUCACAGAGACUAUCCUGUACACGUAGAUGAGAUACCUCCCCCCAAAACACAGCCUCCCAACCCUCCUCCAAAGAAACGCAAGUGGUGGAAGUUGUGGCUAUCUACGUGAACAUUUGCUUUUGUACAGAUACCUUGUAGCAUUAAUGGUCUGUUGGGUUUAUUCGACGCUGUGUCUUGAAAAUGUAGGUGUAGUUGUAUAAUUGUUGCUUUCAUCGUCACGCGUCACCACUUAUCACUUUCAUGUAUUCGUACGU